Messenger RNA from Fonsecaea nubica, 411 nucleotides. RefSeq lists its product as hypothetical. The coding region runs from base 1 to 411 and encodes 136 amino acids. The transcript has a single exon. The record is from RefSeq and is a predicted model, not a curated record. NCBI's taxonomy places the organism in Eukaryota, Fungi, Ascomycota, Eurotiomycetes, Chaetothyriales, Herpotrichiellaceae.
AUGACCGCCGACUUCCACCAUUCCCUCGAGCCCUUCCCUCUCUUCAUCGACUCGGCUCCUCCCAAUUCGGCCAAUUAUUUCUCCUCCCCCAUGGCCAUGGCUGCCAUCCAGCUGCUGGCUACGUCCAGCUCCUCCUCCUCCCACCGCUCCCUCGGCAAGCCGCUUGUCUCGAUGCCAGCAAAGCUGUCAAAUUACCUGCGACUGCGAUAUUACCAGUAUGAAGUCACCUUCGGACUCUAUGUUAUGACCCCAGGCGAGAAACUCAUCUUCAACUCGGCCAUCCUUAUCGCUUUCGCCGCUCUUCUGUACGCGCUGUUCUGGGGCUUCGAGCCAUUCGUCGUCAACACUCUUUGCCGGCUCAUAUACUACCUGACUGGUUCCUUUUCCAGCGCUCCACAACUUUGCUCAUGA